CUGCGCGAGAUCGGUGGCAGCCAGCCGCCGUACGCGCACCUGCAGUGGGCGUAUGCGUGGGACUUCCGGAAUCCUCAGUGGGUGCUGGACACCAACAACGCCUAUCAGGGUUACUACAAGGCGCCGUCCUUCCCGCAGGUGCGGCCGACGCUCGACGAGCAGGAGAUCCUGAACCGCGUCCUGACGGAUCUGAACACCUACAAGACGGAGUGGUUCGACAAGUUCGUGACCGGCCAGGAGCCGCUGAGCAAGUUCGACGAGUUCGUCGAUGGCCUGAACAAGCUGGGCGCCGCGGACGUCAUCGCCGUGCGCCAGCAGCAGUACGAGCGCUACGGGGAGCUGACCGGCAGCUAG
Molecule: messenger RNA, 354 nt
Organism: Geodia barretti
Lineage: Eukaryota; Metazoa; Porifera; Demospongiae; Tetractinellida; Geodiidae
Source: the annotation of a GenBank genome assembly